Messenger RNA from Acanthosepion pharaonis, 717 nucleotides. Lineage: Eukaryota; Metazoa; Mollusca; Cephalopoda; Sepiida; Sepiidae. The record is from the annotation of a GenBank genome assembly.
AUGUUCAUUUAUAAUUUCCAUCCAUCUUAUACAUAUAUUUUCUCCAAAUAUCUAUCUAUCUAUCUAUCUAUCUAUCUAUCUAUCUAUCUAUCUAUCUAUCUAUCUCAGACUCUAUCUAUUAUACAUCUAUCUAUCGAUCUAUUUAUCUAUCUAUUAUACAUCUAUCUCGACCUAUCUAGCUAUCGAUCUAUUAUACAUCUAUCUAUUGAUCUAUCUAUCUAUAAUACAUAUAUCUAUCUAUCUAUAAUACAUAUAUCUAUCGAUCUAUUAUACAUCUAUCUAUCGAUCUAUCUAGCUAUCUAUUAUACAUAUAUCUAUCGAUCUAUUUAUCUAUCUAUCGAUCUAUUUAUCUAUAUCUAUGUAUUAUACAUCGAUACAUCUGUCUAUUAUACAUCUAUCGCGAUCUAUCUAGCUAUCUAUUAUCUAUCUAUCUAUCUAUCUAUCUAUAUAUAUAUAUAUAUAUAUAUAUAUUAUAGAUCUAUCUAUUUAUUACGUCUCUAUCUACCGAUCUCUUUAUCUAUUAUACAACUAUUGAUCUAUCUAUCUAUCUAUCUAUCUCAGUGUAUCUAUUCUCUAUCUAUCGAUCUAUUUAUUUAUUAUACAUCUAUCUAUCGAUCUAUUUAUCUAUUAUACAUCUAUCUUGACCAAUCUAGCUAUAUAUUAUACAUCUAUCUAUCGAUCUAUUUAUCUAUCGAUCUAUUUAUCUAUCUAUUAUAG